AUGUUUUGCAACGAUUCUGCAACAAAUCGGAAUUCAACUGACGGAAUACCGAUAAAAUUCAAGCGGAUUCGUGAUCAAACACCGUUAUUUUUGGCAGCAUCUGAAGGGCAUGCUGAGGCAGUUGAGUUGUUAUUGAGUGUUGGUGCAAGCAAAGAAAUCACCGAUCAGAAGGAGCGAUCGCCGAGAGAUGUCGCAGCCGAGAAAUUAUUCUUAGAAGUGGUGAAUUUACUCGACUCGGUGCCCACUCAACGAGUGAUGCCGAUCAGUUUGAGCAAUCGCUUGUCAGCAAUGAGUACCACAUCGCAGCAGCGAUCAAAAAAGCACAACAAAAAAGCCGUGCAG
Messenger RNA from Anisakis simplex (herring worm), 342 nucleotides. NCBI's taxonomy places the organism in Eukaryota, Metazoa, Nematoda, Chromadorea, Rhabditida, Anisakidae. The record is from the annotation of a GenBank genome assembly.